Molecule: messenger RNA, 1146 nt
Organism: Alligator mississippiensis (American alligator)
Lineage: Eukaryota; Metazoa; Chordata; Crocodylia; Alligatoridae
Product: embryonic pepsinogen-like
Exons: 9
Coding region: 1-1146 (381 amino acids)
Biological process (GO): proteolysis
Molecular function (GO): aspartic-type endopeptidase activity
Source: RefSeq, a predicted model, not a curated record
AUGAAGGUCUUGCUGGUUCUUUGUGCUCUUUUUGCCCUCUCUGAAGGCUUUACCAGGAUACCUUUGCAGAGAGGGAAGAAGCUGAGGCAACUCCUGAGGGAAAAAGGCUUGCUGGAAGACUUCCUGAAGCAGCACCACUAUGACACCAGCACCAAAUAUGCACAUUCGUUUGCUUCCCAGGGCGUCUCCGAGCCACUCAUUAACUCCCUUGAUGCAGAGUAUUUUGGAACAAUCUACAUCGGGACCCCCCCUCAGGAGUUCAGCGUUGUAUUUGAUACCGGUUCAUCCAACCUCUGGGUUCCCUCCGUCACCUGCCAGAGUGAGGCCUGCCAAAAUCACCAGAGGUUUGAUCCGUCAAAAUCCUCCACCUACCACAGCACAGAGACCAGCAUAUCCAUUCAGUAUGGCAUAGGCAGCAUGGACGGGGUUGUGGGAUCCGAUACAGUGCUAGUCUCCUCCCUCAUCGACACCAACCAGCAGUUAGCACUGAGCACCAGCGAGCCAGGACCCUUUUUCACCUACACCAAAUUUGAUGGGAUCCUGGGCCUGGGCUAUCCAGACCUAGCUGUUGGUGGGCUUAUUCCUGUCUUUGAUAAUAUGAUGACCGAGAACGUGGUGCAGCAGCACUUGUUUUCAGUGUACCUCAGUCAAGAACAAAAUGGUAGUGUGGUCAUUUUUGGGGGAAUUGAUGAAUCUUACUUUACUGGCCCUAUCCACUGGAUCCCUGUCUCUUACCAGCGCUAUUGGCAGAUCCCAAUGGACAGCAUCAUUGUGAACGGCAAGGUGAUCGCCUGUGAAUCUGGCUGCCAAACUAUUGUUGAUACCGGCACUUCUCUCGUGACUGGGCCCUCGCCAGACAUCAACAACAUACGGAAAGUCAUUGGAGCUACUCCAGGACAGUAUGGCCAGUAUAAUGUCAACUGCAAUGACAUUUCUAGCCUGCCUGAUAUCAUCUUCAUAAUCAAUGGGAUCCAGUUCCCUCUGCCUCCUUCAGCCUACACUGAGCAGUUUGGCCCAGGAGACUGCACAAGUAGUUUUCAGGUCACAAAUAACUACCUGUGGAUCUUGGGAGAUAUAUUCAUCAGGGAGUACUACAGCAUCUUUGACAGGGAAAACAACCGGGUUGGUCUGGCCAAGUCUGUUUAG